Molecule: messenger RNA, 1888 nt
Organism: Raphanus sativus (radish)
Lineage: Eukaryota; Viridiplantae; Streptophyta; Magnoliopsida; Brassicales; Brassicaceae
Product: probable hexosyltransferase MUCI70
Exons: 9
Coding region: 177-1589 (470 amino acids)
Source: RefSeq, a predicted model, not a curated record
UGGGACAAAUAAGAAGACAUCUUCGGAGAUAUUAUUAAUUUAAUUUAAUGAGUUAAUUAAUCUAUUUAUUGGACAUUAACUGAUUAACUGCAAUAAAAGAAAAAACAAUUAAUACCCUCUCCAUGGCGGUGAGCUAGAGAGAUCUUCGAAUCAAGGUGUUGGUGGUGUUGGUGAUAAUGUUACCGGAGAGAAGAAGCACGGUUGCUUCUUCUUCUUCUUACCAGAACAACCCUUCUGGUCAGAAUGAUAAUUCGUUUAUACUUCUUAGAAGAGGAAAGAAGUUUGGUAGGAUAGGGAAGUUGAAGCUCUCACACUUGUUCUUCUUCUUCGUCUCCCUUUUCUUCUUCUCUUGCCUCUUCUCUGGCCAUAAACUUCUCUUUCAUGGUUCUGAGUUGUUACCACACUCUCAGAGAAGCAACAAUCACUUGAAAACUCAUCUCUUCACGUCAACGGAGCUUGGUAUAGGAUUAAACUCAUCCCACAUCCAAAAACCACCAGGAAGCAAGAAGAGAAACAAACAUUUGCCUUGUGAAGUUCCACUUGCUGAAUCUGUUAAUCACAUACUUGAGCCUCACGAGUAUCUAGACUCCAAGCCCUUUUCUUUAGGCUUUCUAGAGACAGAGACAUAUGAUAAACCUAGAUUUGGAGGACACCAAACACUCAAGGAAAGAGAGAGGUCUUACUCUGCCAUAAACCAGACAAUUCACUGUGGUUUCGUCAAAGGAAGUAAUGGACUUCAUCAUCAAGGCAGUAGUGGAUUUGAUCUGAGCGAGAAGGACAGAGCUUACAUGAAGAACUGUGUUGUCUCUGUGUCUUCUUGCAUUUUCGGAAGCUCUGAUUUUCUAAGAAGACCUGCUACCAAAAAGAUCAGUGAGUUCUCGAAGCGAAACGUUUGUUUUGUGAUGUUCGUUGACGAGCAAACACUGUCAAAACUAGCUAGCGAAGGUCAUGUUCCGGACAAGCAAGGCUUUGUUGGUCUGUGGAAACUUGUGGUAGUUAGCAAUUUGCCUUACACUGACAUGAGGAAGACAGGGAAAGUUCCCAAGUUUCUGUCUCACCGCCUUUUCCCUUCUUCUAGGUAUUCGAUUUGGAUAGACAGUAAGAUGAGACUCACCACAGAUCCUAUCCUGAUCAUUGACUUCUUCUUGUGGAGAACAAAGUCAGAGUUUGCCAUCUCUAACCAUUACGACCGGCACUGUGUUUGGGAUGAGGUGUUACAGAACAAACGGCUCAACAAGUACAACCAUACAGCUAUUGAUGAGCAGUUUAUGUUCUACAGAUCAGAUGGACUCAAGAAGUUUAACCCUUCGGAUCCUAACUCUCCUCUUCCGAGCUAUGUACCUGAAGGUUCUUUUAUUGUAAGGGCUCAUACGCCAAUGUCAAACCUCUUCUCGUGUCUUUGGUUCAAUGAAGUCGAUCGGUUUACGUCACGAGAUCAGUUGAGUUUUGCGUACACGUACCUUAAGCUUCAGAGACUCAAUCCUGAUAGACCAUUACGCCUGAACAUGUUCAAGGAUUGUGAGCGUCGAGCAUUGACUAAACUAUUCCACCAUCGCGUAGAGUCAUCACCUCCUUCGCCUCCUGCUUGAUUGCUUUUAAGUAAAAAGAUAGUUUUUCUACAUAUGUGUUGUGUUCAUAAAACUAUUAAAAGUACCAAUAUUUUUGUCUACUUUUUUAACCUCAUUUUGUCUCCUUUCCAAAGGAAUGAACUUUAGAAAUUAGAGAUCAGGCUUGCAUCGCCCCUUAGAUUGAAAACAACUCAGAAAUAUACAAAACCAUAAGUUAGCCGUUGUAAGUUCUUUUUUUUUUUUGCCUUUUGGCUGUGUUUGAGAUUAAAACAUGAUUUGUUUGUUGACUAUUUUAUCAGUUUCAUUCCUUUUAAGGUGCA